AUGCUACCGUCGCAGUGUCCAAGAAAGCAAAGCCCCCUCCUGACCAGUUAUACCAUCCCUUUCCCCGACCCCUACCUUGCUUGCCCUUCCCUUCCCUUCCUCUUUACCCGGGGUUGGCCCGGCGCUGUCAUACCAGACUUUGCUCUUCUUUGGUUCACGCGGGUUCGGAUAGUAGUUUCGAUCCUCCAACUCCCCGAGGCCCCCCUCCCCGCCCACAUCAGAGACCCCAUAGACUCAGCCAGCGACGCUAGUCAGAUCAACGAGAAUCGGCCUCGAUUUGUCUCGUCACUAACACCCUGUGCCUUUUUGGAUAACGAAGCUGAACUGCUGAAGCCAAGAACCCACGUACUCCGUAAGGCCAGCGGUUGCUCCGGUUCGAUGGCGCUAAACAUUUGGGAAAAACAAAUUCCCGAGCAGGGCCGCGUAUGUUUUGUGAGGUUUAGUGAUAGUCCACCAACAGACAUUGUAAUCUUAAAACCCUCACUGUCAUCGUCCUUCAACGAGAUCUCCGAAUCAGUCACCCGAAAAGAAAUCAUAGUGGCUCGGGAGGUAAUAGGAUGUACUUUAUAUUCUUCAAUGCCGUGCCGUGUGAAGCGAACACACAGACCGCAGCGUAGAAACAAUGAAGUCAAGAAAAAGCCCACUCCAGCCAACUCUCACCCCCAGCCAGGUGUCACAUCACACACUUUCUCAAUCUCACACUUCAGCCGCAUUGCGGUUGCGGGAAGGGAUGGGAUCAGGAACGGAAAGGCAAAAAAAAAGAAAGGAUGGGAUGUCAGCCAAGUCAGUCAGUCAGCCAGUCAGAGUCAGGGCCAACGCUCGGGCUGGGGUCUCCGAGACGUAAGAGAGACAAUGGUUGGCCGCAUGACUUUCAGCACCCACGGCUAUUUUGCCGUGGACAAAAUCAAUCUGGCCUCUUUGGACUCUGAAGAGAGAUUCUGGGUUCCAUCGGUCAACCAUAGUGAGAGAGAAACUGAGCACCACCAACUCUCUGACACCUUUCUGCAGCGUCGAUCAUCAGCCUCUUUUUUUUUUUUUUUUUUUUCUCCGGGCUGGUCUUCCUUGGUGUCAAUCAUUGCCGUCUUCCGCCCUACCGCAUCCUCUUUCGCCGCACUUCUCUCCGAGUCCCAACAGGAGUCACCUGGAUUGCUAGAUCCAUGGAGGAAAUGGGAAGCCUUCCCCCCUCCCCUCCUCUUCCACUCCCACCCUGUGUUGCGAUCGGCGGCUUUUCCGUCCGGUCCCAAGCCUCGAAGUCAACGUACCUUCUAUUCCGAAUACGUGUGA
Messenger RNA from Colletotrichum lupini, 1284 nucleotides. RefSeq lists its product as uncharacterized. The transcript is spliced from 13 exons. Bases 1 to 1284 code for a protein of 427 amino acids. NCBI's taxonomy places the organism in Eukaryota, Fungi, Ascomycota, Sordariomycetes, Glomerellales, Glomerellaceae. The record is from RefSeq and is a predicted model, not a curated record.